Helianthus annuus (common sunflower) is the source of this 1036-nucleotide messenger RNA. RefSeq names its product transcription factor MYB111. NCBI's taxonomy places the organism in Eukaryota, Viridiplantae, Streptophyta, Magnoliopsida, Asterales, Asteraceae. The record is from RefSeq and is a predicted model, not a curated record. The transcript is spliced from 2 exons. Bases 99 to 821 code for a protein of 240 amino acids.
CCGAAUCUUCUCGUAAACACACACUGGAGUGUGUGUGUGUGUGUGUGAGAGAGAGAGAGAGAGAGAGAGAGAGAGAGAGAGAGAGAGAGAGAGAGAGUAUGGGAAGAGCUCCUUGUUGCUCAAAGGUGGGUUUACAUAGAGGAGCAUGGUCUGAUGAAGAAGAUAAACUUCUUACUCAAUACAUUCAAACACAUGGUGAAGGUCAAUGGAGAUCUAUGCCUUCCAAAGCUGGAUUACUCCGAUGUGGAAAGAGUUGUAGGCUGCGAUGGGUGAAUUAUCUACGGCCAGGUAUUAAGAGAGGAAGCUUCACGGCUGAUGAGGAUGAAACCAUCAUCCGCCUCCAUUCGGUCCAUGGCAGUCGUUGGUCAUUCAUAGCCACAGAACUUCCAGGCCGAACCGACAAUGAGAUUAAGAACCACUGGAACUCACAUCUUAAACGAAAGGCGAUGAUCCAGAACCAGUCAGAUGACUCAAUAAACAAUAAAAAGCCAAGGAAGAAGAGGAAACCCGAUAAGAAGUCAGCGAUUGUAGAGAAACAAGUUAAAAAUGUUCCUCAAUCUGCUUCAUCUUCUUCAUCCAUGUGCUCAUCACAAUCGGCACCAUCAUCGUGCAUGAUUGAUCAAGGAGAAGUUGAUAUACUGGCGACGAACUUCUCUUGGCCGAAUUGGUCACCAUUGUUUGAGAUUGAAGGUUUAGGAGACAUGAAUGAUCAUGAUUUACCAUUUGAGGGGUGUGAUUUACUCAUGUCCAAUGAUGAUGAAAGCCAAAUGCUAGAGAAGCUGUAUUAUGAGUAUCUUAACUUGCUAGGAGAUAGAGAAUGAGUGUAAUCAUGUAACAUGCUUUUGUUACCUAAUUAACUAUGAGUGAAAACUAAUAAAAUAGUUCGUCAUGUAUGAAAAUAAGAGAAAUAGGGUUGGUCAAUGUUCAUAUUACAUACACAUGCAUGUUACAUGUGGGAUAUUCAGCCUUUGCACGUGACAACUUGUAUAUGCAGCCUUUGGAUAAAUAAUAUAAGUGUGUAGAAAAUUAAAUUGCA